This is a messenger RNA of Naegleria lovaniensis, 1467 nucleotides long. RefSeq lists its product as uncharacterized. The record is from RefSeq and is a predicted model, not a curated record. Lineage: Eukaryota; Heterolobosea; Eutetramitea; Acrasida; Naegleriidae. Bases 1 to 1467 code for a protein of 488 amino acids. Gene Ontology annotation, molecular function: heme binding; metal ion binding; L-tryptophan 2,3-dioxygenase activity. The transcript is spliced from 3 exons.
AUGGACACUCACACCCAUCCUGUUUCACCUCUCUUCUUGAAUGAGAGUGCUGCUUCGUCACAAUUACCAUCCAAUGGAUCCAAGUCAACCACAAAUCAAAACUCAAAUGCAUAUUUUGAUGAAGAGAGAUCUCAAUCCAAGGCUGUUUCCUAUGAAGAGUUACACGGAAUCAAGCCAGUCGACAUGGACAAGAAAAUUCAAGUUACUUACAAUAACUAUAUCAUGACUGAUUCAUUGUUAACAUUGCAAGGUGCUGAUUGUAAGGGAGGAUUGACUCAUCAUGACGAACAUUUAUUUAUUGUUGUCCAUCAAAGCUUUGAACUGUGGUUCAAUCAAAUUUUGUUUGAAGUUGAGAGCAUUCAAAACAUUUUGAAGAAAGUGUUCAAUUAUGCCAAAGAACACCCUAAUGAAGAUGUUGACCUCACUGUUGAAAAUACUCAAAUUCUAGUUCAUAGAUUAGAGAGAGCAGAUCAAAUUCUUCGUUAUUCACUUGGUACAUUUGAUAUCUUGGAAACUAUGCAUCCUGCAGAUUUUUUGGAAUUUAGAUCUGUUAUUGGACCAGCAAGCGGUUUCCAAUCUGUUCAAAUGAGAGAAUUGGAAGUCAUGAUGGGAUUAAGGGAUUCCAAUCGUAGAAUGUGUGGAGGAAGAACAAGCUAUGAAACCGAUCUUCAACACGACAUUUUUGGAUUAACUCGUUUGAAGAAGAGACAACAAGAGAUGAGCAUUAGAAAAUUGGUUUAUCGGUGGCUUGAAGAAAUUGUCUAUCCCAAAAUUCCAGGAACAGAAUUUAUUUCCACCUUUUUGGAAAGAAAGAGAGAGAAUUUAGCAUUCCAAAAGAGUCGAUGGUUCAAUCCAGAAACUGAAAUGGCAAUUAUCGAACAACAUAUUGAGAAGGAGAUGAAGCCCGCAAGACAAUGGAUUACCAUUGAAGAUCAAGAUUUUCACGUCAAACAAAGAACUGCCUUCAAGGUCAAUAGUAGUGGAGCUCGUAGUUCUGGUGGAUGUCCAUUCUUUUCUCAACAACAGUCUUCCAUGAUGGAUGGAGAAACCAAGCAAGAAACUUGCCCUGUUACUUCUCAAAGUAAUGGAUCUGAGAACAUUGUUCCUCCAAAGAGAUCUAACGAAGAGAAGAUUGAACGUAUUAAGAAACGUCGUGCUGCUAUUUUGUUCAUUAUGAGCUAUAGACAUCACUAUAUGCUUUUUAAUUAUGCCAACUUACUUGAUCGUUUGGUUGCAUUAGAGGAAUCUUUGCUCAUGUGGAGAACUCGUCAUGUUCGCAUGGUAGAGAGAAUGAUUGGAACUCGUACAGGAACAGGUGGUAGUUCUGGUGUUGACUAUCUUGAAGGUACUCUCAAGUAUCGUGUAUUCCUAGAUCUGUGGGAAUCAAGAAGUCACUUUAUUCAAACCACUGCACUUCCAAAGAUUCAAUACAAGUCUGAUAUUAACCAAUUUGUAUUUGAAAAGUAA